AUGGACUUAAUUAGCACAACCGGGGCUGCACAACGUUUGGCUUUGUUUGAGUACCAACAGGCCUUGCUGGAGGCGGAGGUGGAGGAUUUGUCCUGGAAGAUUGCACGUGCCGAGAUCACGGACCAAGGGGCGUUGUUGAAUAAGAUGAAUAUCUGUGAGAAGCAUCGCAAAACUUUGAUUCACGAGUUCUAUUGA
Hydatigera taeniaeformis is the source of this 195-nucleotide messenger RNA. The record is from the annotation of a GenBank genome assembly. Lineage: Eukaryota; Metazoa; Platyhelminthes; Cestoda; Cyclophyllidea; Taeniidae.